AUAAGGAGGUGAAAAACAGCCAAUUUUAUGGGACUCUACCGCUCUGGCACUCCACGUUGAUGGAGCUCCUCCUUGCAAGCUCUGCUACUUCUCCCGGUUUUUCUUCUCAUUUCACUAUCUCUAAAAUUAUCAGAAGCCCCACCAUUUCGCAGGUCCAGACAUGGAAAUCUCUACAUGUGAGGACCUUAGAAGCUCGAUUACAGAAUUUCUUACUGUGUACAAGGACAAAAACCAGUAAUAGUACAAGAAGAUGCAAUAAUUCUAAUGAAGGUUUGAAAAAAGGGUUCUUGCUUCAUCCUGUAUGCAAGCUGAACAAGAACAUUUUUUCUCUGAGUGGAUGGUUUCACAUGAAACAUACUUGCAGUCACAAAGUGAUGAGUUGCUCGGACAGAUUCAAGCAACGCUUUUCUGUUCUUUUUGUCCAGUUAGUUGUUGCUGUGCUGCUUAUUACAUCAGUUUCAGUUGCUGUUAGUGAAACAUCAUCUUUGGCUCUCAGUGAAGAGAAUCAACUCUUCUUAGAGGCAUGGAGAACAAUUGAUCGUGCUUAUAUUGACAAAACAUUCAAUGGACAAAGUUGGUUUCGUUACCGAGAAAAUGCACUGCAAAAUGAACCAAUGAACAACCGAGAAGAGACAUACAUGGCUAUAAGGAAGAUGCUUGCCACAUUGGAUGAUCCUUUUACUCGAUUCUUAGAGCCUGAAAAAUUUAAAAGUUUGCAGUCUGGAACUCGAGGGGCUCUUACAGGUAUUGGCCUUUCAAUAGGCUACCCUACAGGUUCUAAUGGAUCAGCUGAGGGACUUGUAGUUAUAUCAGCUUCUCCAGGAGGUCCGGCAAAUAAGGCUGGAAUUCUGUCUGGAGAUAUUAUUCUGGCAAUAGAUGAUACAAGUACAGAAAGCAUGGGUAUCUAUGAUGCAGCGGAGAGGUUGCAGGGACCCGAAGGAAGCUCAGUGGAAUUAACCAUACGCAGUGGACCUGAAAUAAAGCAUCUAGCUUUGACGAGAGAGAAAGUGUCACUGAAUCCAGUGAAGUCAAGACUGUGUGAGAUUCCUGGUUCAGGGAAGGAUUCACCUAGGAUUGGGUAUAUAAAACUGACAUCAUUCAACCAAAAUGCCUCUGGAGCUGUCAGGGAAGCAAUUGAUACGUUAAGGAGUAAUAGUGUUAAUGCAUAUGUAUUAGACCUUCGAGAUAAUAGUGGUGGUCUUUUCCCAGAAGGAAUUGAGAUUGCCAAGAUUUGGUUAGAUAAAGGUGUGAUUGUGUAUAUUUGUGAUAACAAGGGUGUUAGAGACAUAUAUGACACAGAUGGAAGUGAUGCAUUAGCAGCUUCAGAGCCCCUAGCAGUGCUGGUUAACAAGGGAACUGCAAGUGCAAGUGAAAUAUUGGCCGGUGCUUUGAAAGACAACAAACGUGCUGUGUUGUUCGGAGAACCUACUUUUGGAAAAGGCAAAAUUCAGUCAGUUUUUCAGCUUUCUGAUGGCUCUGGCUUGGCAGUUACAGUUGCUCGUUAUGAGACGCCUACUCAUACCGAUAUUGACAAGGUUGGAGUGACACCGGACCAGCCUCUGCCAAAGUCGUUUCCCAAGGAUGUAGAUGGGUUUUGUGGCUGCCUUGAGGAUCCUGCAUCUACUUGCUAUGUCAAUGGACUCCAACUAUUUUCAAGAUAAGAAGGAUUUUUUUUCUUUUAAUGUAUGUGGGGGGGAAAAGGAGGAAAGUGGGGGUGGUGGUGGGGCACUGGGAGAUGUCUGAAUUGUUUGUGUAGUUUUAGCAUUCUUUUGAAGGUUCACUAAUUCUUUUUCAAUUGUAAAAUUAUAAGACGCACAUAACAGAUUUUAAAUUGAAUUGUCAUAAUGAAACAGAGAAUUUACAUAUCUCAAUGAGAAUUCUUUGGUUUUAUG
This is a messenger RNA of Mangifera indica (mango), 1892 nucleotides long. RefSeq names its product carboxyl-terminal-processing peptidase 2, chloroplastic. The transcript has 13 exons. The record is from RefSeq and is a predicted model, not a curated record. Bases 60 to 1661 code for a protein of 533 amino acids. Gene Ontology annotation, molecular function: endopeptidase activity; protein binding; serine-type peptidase activity. Lineage: Eukaryota; Viridiplantae; Streptophyta; Magnoliopsida; Sapindales; Anacardiaceae. Gene Ontology annotation, biological process: proteolysis.